AACCCUUUAAAACACAGGCAGGCAGACAGACAGUGGCAAGUACAGAUUCCAAGGGCACCAGCUUUCCACCACAUUCAGUUGUAUUCAGUAAAUCCAGAUGUGUCACUUCCCUGAGGUGAAACCAGGUGUCCUGCUUAAAUCUUUGGAAAUAUUUGUGUUACGGGACUUUUAAAUGGAUCAACACUUCGAUCAGUGCAGUCAUUUAAAAUAAUCCAUGAGUCAGCCCCAUCAGCUUCUAACACAGGUGAUCUCAGCAUGUUUGAGCAGUAUAAGAAACAACAUUAAUGUGCUGUAACGUUAGGAGCCCCCAGGAUGAGAUGACACCAGUCAAGACUUCUGCAGGACUGCAGACUCAGACGCUCAUGGGUGUUCUUACAUCUUUGCUGACCUCGUGUGGAACAAUGCAGCAGUACUGAAACAUGGUGGGAGGAGCCUCGCAGGCCGUGUGUGUGUGUGUGUGUGUGUGUGUGUGUGUGUGUGUGUGUGUGUGUGUGUGUGUGUGUAUUUUGUACAGAGGGUGUGCACCCUCACCACUCCUCUCGUCUGUUCCUUGGACUGCUACUUCCUGGACACCAGAAACAGUCAGUAAGCUGCAGCCCAUGAUCGCAGUGUCUAUGAGAAAUCCUGUCGUGUUUCCAGUGAGGCAGCUGUUUCCAUCUUGCUGCUCAGCUUCUGGGUUUAGAGGACUGACAUCUGUGUCUGACAGGAGGCACUCCGGAUCUGGACGGGCUGCAGGACGGACAUUUCUGAGGCUUCCUGUCUUCUUCACAGAUUUUGAAAUGUGGCUCAUGGUUUUUUCUGUCCCGCUGCUUCCUGCCAUCGUGAUGGUAUCCAGCCGCUGUCGUGUCAGAGUUGCCGCGCUGUGCCAUCGAGCUCUGACCUGGGCACUGAGGCUGGUGCGAGGAACAGCGUGUGUGAGGAGCACUCACGCCUUCGUGUUCUCCAGAUGCACCCAUGGCAAAGCUGACAGCGUCCUGGAGACCUUUGACCUUUAUGCUGACACACACCCCUCCCUCCACAUCAGUCCACACACUGCUGAGGCAGUGGAUGAGGUGAUGAGGCGAGUGCGACCCUCCCGGGUGUUGGAGCUGGGGAUGCACUGCGGCUACACAUCAGUCCGCCUCCUGCGUCUGCUGCCCCCUGCUGGCACACUGGUCACAGUGGAGAUAGACCCGCACACAGCAGAGCUUGGGGAGGAGAUCAUAUUGGUUGCUGGCUUCAAACACUCCCAGUUCCAGGUGCUGACAUCUAGUUCAGCUGAGGCCAUCCCAUCAUUGUGUCCUGUUCUUGAGCCUGACCAAGGGACCAGUGAGGGGUUCAGUCUGGUGCUGAUGGACCAUGACCCCCAGCGGUACCUUCCAGACCUACUGGCUUUACAGAGAAAGAAGCUCCUCAACCCGUCUGGCUGCUCUGUCCUCCUGAUCUACAGGAACCGAAGAGCUGAAGGUCUCAGAGAAAUCCUGGACCACAUCAGAGCGAGACCUGACUACUACGCCAUCAAGUCAGAGCUUCAGUUUAUGACAGAGAUCUUCUACCAAAAGGAAGAGAGGCGAUGGUAAAAUCACGCGAUGUGACUGUGUGCUUUUAGUCUCUGUGGACUAUAUAAACAUAUAGUGUUAAAUACUUAAUAUUGUCUGUAUUUGGAGAGUAGAAAUAUUUUCUAAAAUGUUUGUCAUGUCAUGUUUUUUCAUGGCUGUGGCCUCUCUCAGCAGAGGACACAGAGACACACUGACCAGAUGCAGAGCACAUCUGUCACCACUUGAUGGCGCUCUCUGCUUUUUAAAGCACAGAAGUUAAGGCAUCUCACUGCUUCGACAGCACAAGCUUACAUGUCACUCCUGCAGCUCAGCGCAGCUCAAUAAAAACUUUUAGAUUUCUUUUCUUUUUCUGUGACAGAAAACUUAACCUUUGAAUCUCUGAUUGAAAUUCACAUCUGUGUCCUGAGUUAUUCAUGACAGCUACAUGAUCCACAGCCGUCCUGUUUUCAUGCUCACGCCCUCUUGUGCAUGUUGUGAUAUUUACUGUCAAAUGCCACUGUCAGUGUUCACAAUUGAAAAAUAAAGCAUUGUAUGAGAAACUGCUCCCAGUCAUCAACACUGUUGCCCUAACAGGUUGUUAACAUCUAAGAUUCAGUGUCCCAGCAGGCACCGCCUCAUG
Acanthopagrus latus (yellowfin seabream) is the source of this 2157-nucleotide messenger RNA. Its product is annotated as catechol O-methyltransferase-like. The transcript has 4 exons. NCBI's taxonomy places the organism in Eukaryota, Metazoa, Chordata, Actinopteri, Spariformes, Sparidae. Gene Ontology annotation, molecular function: catechol O-methyltransferase activity. Bases 420 to 1559 code for a protein of 379 amino acids. The record is from RefSeq and is a predicted model, not a curated record. Gene Ontology annotation, biological process: developmental process; catecholamine catabolic process; dopamine metabolic process.